CUUAAAAAGCGUGGCAACCCGAUCCGGCCUUAAAUGCAGCUUUCCCGGGAAAGUAAAGCUUGCAAACCCCAACCACCCCCGCUAAGGUUUGGCCUGAUCCGGUCUGCAACCCCUCCUCCUGUCCCAGAGUGAUGGAGAGAGAAAGUAUUGCUGGAAAGGGUUAAACUCAGAUUCCUGGAGGAACUGGGAAAUUUGAGAAGGGAGGUGGAACUGGAAGUGGUGUAAUAGUUCUCACUCUCUUGCUCCCUCCCCUUCUCUUUCCUGCUUUGUUGAGAGGGACGGAUGCCUGCUUUUGAAUGGCUGCGAGAGAGAGGGACCGGUCCCACUUGCCGUUCAGAAAGACACCCAGGGGUACCGUCAGAGACAGUCUCUGCAAAAUGCUGUAGGGUCUCCUCCUUGAACAGAACCUGUCUGUAUAGCCACAGGCCCGAAACAAAAAUUUGACAUUACGAGUGUGGGAUAUUUGUCCCAAUCCCCCCCACACAGAGGACACCAAAAAUCCAAGAUGGAGGAGAGGUUAGAACCCGCAGGCCAAGCACCACCGCAUGUUGUCACGAUGGCAUGCCUGAAGGAGUUACCGGGCCAGGCAGUGCUGCAAAAUGGCAAGCAGCAGCUUGAGGAUGGGCUACCCCAGGAAUGGGCAACCCAGUGUCAGGAGUUCCUGAAGGCCCUGGACUCUCAUCGCCUAGGAUGGGGAAGCCCACCACGGUCAAAGCUUGGGCCGUGGGACGAUGCCAAGGCCUUUCUGGCUUCCUUUGAGCAAGUGGCUGAAGCUUGCCAAUGGCCUCGAGAAGAGUGGGCGGCGCGUCUCCUGCCUGCUCUCAGCGGAGAAGCCAAGCAGGCCUUUAGCGGCCUAGAAGCUGCCGAGAGGGAGGACUACGGGAAGGUGAAGGCGGCCAUCUUGCGAGGGGAAGCCAGCAGAAUGGAGGCGCUGCGGCAGCACUUCAGGCAGUUCCGCUACCAAGAAGUCGAGGACCCGCGAAGGGUCUAUGGGCAGCUCCAGGAGCUCUGCCACCAGUGGCUGAAGCCGGAGAGGCGUAGCAAGGAGCAGAUCCUGGAGCUGCUGAUCCUGGAGCAGUUCCUGGCCAUCUUGCCCCAGGAAAUGCAGAGUAGGAUCAGGGCCUGGGACCCGGAGACCAGCACCCAGACGGUGGCAGAGGAGUUCCUGAUGAGGAGUUCUCAAGAGGCCAAGGCUUGGAAAUGGCAGAUGCCGGUGGAGAAAGUGCCCACGGGCCCCUCAGAAGCCAAGGGGGCACAUCGGAGGCAAAUCUACAUAGAGGCCAAUGAGAAAGCAGACAAAGACCUCUGUUUGCUGGCCAGCGGAAUAAUGUCCCCAAGUCAUCCCAGUCCGGUGCUUCCUCCCGAAGAACAAGAAAUAGUUGACACUGAACUUUCUGAGGGAAGUGUGAAUUUAAACGAGGUGACUGUGGCUUUGGGCAGUGCUGAGUGGGCUGUGCUGAACACCAGUCAAGGAACCAUGCAUUGGGAAGUCAUGCAGGAGGACUCUGAGGACAUCAGCUCUCUAGGAGGGUUUGUGAUUCCCAAACCGGAGGCUGUAUCCCAAAUGGAAAAAGGAGACAUGGGUUUCAUCCAGGACUCUGAGGAUGGCGAAGUAUUUGCAGAAAGCAUCUCAGAUGAUGAAGUUCAAAUCAAGAAGGAGAGUCCCCCACAAGGAGGCAGAGAGCCAGAUGAAAUAUACAGCAUGUCGCUGGAAAUAUCCCAAGGGAAGGCUUCUCUGGUGGCCGAAAUUCACGAACACGGAUGCGAAUCUGAUGAGCGAUGUGGGGCGAAGCCUACGGAGGGAUGGGGUGCACUAAACGAGGUGGCAGAAAGUCACAGGGCAGUAAAGGAAACCUUGAGACAUGCACGGGUGAAUAAAUUUCUGUACUCGAAGGGCGGGAAAUGGUACCGAUGCAAAUCUGGACUGGUUGCAAACCAGAGUGUCCACUCCGCAGCCAUGCCUUACGAGUGCCUCACGUGCGGGAAGCGUUUCCAGAAGAAGAAUUACCUGGCGAAACACCAGAGGAUCCACGCGAGGCCCAAAGUGUACCAGUGCUCCGAGUGCGGGCAGAGCUUCAACGGGCGAGAAGGGUUCAUCCGGCACCGAGGAACACACACAGGGGAGAAGCCACACGAGUGCCCUCAGUGCGGGAAGUGCUUCAGCCAGAGGGAGAGCCUGAUCAGACACGAGAAGAUCCACACGGGGAAGAAGCCGUACGAGUGUCCUGAGUGCGAGAAGAAGUUCUGCCGGAGGGACUCGCUAGUAAGGCACCAGAAGAUCCACACAGGGGAGAAGCCGUAUGAGUGUCCUGUGUGUGGGAAGAGCUUCAACCAGAAAGAGGUGCUACUCAGGCACCAGAGGAUCCACACAGGAGAGAAGCCAUACGGGUGCCAGGCCUGCGGGGAAAGCUUCACCCAGAACUUCAAACUUGUUAGACACCACAGAAUCCACACGGGAGAGAAACCAUACAAGUGCUUGGAUUGCGGCAAGAGUUUUGACCAGAAAGGAAACCUUAUUGCUCAUGUGAGGAUCCACACAGGAGAAAAGCCAUAUGUGUGCUCCGAUUGUGGGAAAAGCUUCAGCCACAAAGGCAGCCUUGUUUUGCAUGUGAGAAUCCACACUGGGGAGAAACCCUACAAAUGCCCUGAUUGCGGGAAAUGCUUCAGCCGUUUAGGUUCCCUGAAAGAGCAUGAGAAGACUCACACAGGAGAAAGACCAUACGCCUGCUUAGACUGUGGGAGGAGCUUCAGAAAAAUAUCUGAGCUCACAACCCACCACAGGUUCCAUACGGGAGAGAAGCCAUACAAAUGCUUGGGCUGUGAGAGAUCCUUCAGUACGAGCUCCAAUCUCAUUGCCCAUCAAAGGACCCACACAGGAGAGAAACCUUAUAAAUGCUCAGAUUGCGGGAAAAGGUUCAGCCAGGCUGGGAACCUUAAAGAACACGAGAGAACCCACACUGGAGAGAAGCCAUAUAAAUGCCCAAACUGUGGGAAAAGCUUCAGGCAGAUCUCUUACUUUAUUAAGCACCACCAAACCCACCUUGCAGAUGAGGGGAUGCAUGUGGAAGAGAAACCAUAUAAAUGCUCUGAUUGUGGAAAAGGUUUUGGUGAGAAAGCGAGCCUCGGCAGACACCAGAGAAUCCACACUGGAGAGAAGCCCUUUAAAUGCUCAGACUGUGGGAAAAGCUUCUGCCUGAAAUCAAAUCUUGUUGUCCACUUGAGAAUCCACACUGGUGAGAAGCCAUAUAAAUGCUCCGAGUGUGGGAAGAGCUUCAACCAGACGUCAAGUCUUCACAAUCACGAGAGAACCCACAAAGGGCAGGAACCAUAUAAAUGUUUAGAGUGUGGGAAAAGCUUCAACAGACCUUCACAACUUAAAGCACAUGAGAGAAUCCACAUUGGAGAGAAACCAUAUCGGUGUUCACUGUGUGGGAAAGGCUUUAUUUACAACCACCACCUUGUGAGACACCAGAGAAAUCAUGCAGCAGAGAAACCUUAUAAAUGCCCAGGUUGUGGGAAAGAAUUCAGCCUCAGAUCGACCCUUAUUAAACAUCAAAGAAUCCACAUGGAAGGGACACAAUUAAAAAAUAUGUAAGGCACGCUUUGAGCAUACAGUACUAAACA
Molecule: messenger RNA, 3624 nt
Organism: Zootoca vivipara (common lizard)
Lineage: Eukaryota; Metazoa; Chordata; Lepidosauria; Squamata; Lacertidae
Product: zinc finger protein 202
Biological process (GO): regulation of transcription by RNA polymerase II
Cellular component (GO): transcription regulator complex; chromatin; PcG protein complex
Molecular function (GO): RNA polymerase II cis-regulatory region sequence-specific DNA binding; DNA-binding transcription factor activity, RNA polymerase II-specific
Source: RefSeq, a predicted model, not a curated record